GAUGGGUUUCCGGGGGUGGGCGGUGGAAAUUAAUUUUCGGGCUAGGUGAUUUUCUGGGGUUUUCGUUGGUGGGGGAAGGGAAGGGGUGGGUUUCGAGGGAAGGGGAGGGGUUUCCGGGGGUGGGCGGUGGUUUUCGGCACCAGGGGAGGGUUUUUUCGGGGGUGGGGGUGGGGGAGUGGUGGCUGCCGCUGGGUAUGGGUGGGUUUGUGGGGUUAUUAUUAUUAUUUUUUUUGUUUUUCUGUUUUUUUUAAAAAAAAAAUUAUAAGCCAAUCAUACGCUGACACGUGGCUAGGUAACCUGCUACAUCAGGUUACACUACUACAAAAUGAUUCUUUUCUCGACGCUUAAGCCUCGACGCUUCGGUAUGAGCAUUAGGUGGUAAAUCGAUAUGCGUAUUUUUUCAACGCCUAAAAGCGCUGAGAUUGAUUUUCGACAUAAAUAAGCGUCGAGAACAACACGUGCAAGGCUCGUGAGUGCAUUUUGUUUAACCCACGGUUUCUUAAUUUCAGAAAUAAUAAAACCGCCCAUAGUUUCUAAACUUGAAAACCUUUCACUUCUCACAUCUUAACCCUAACUAUUCAUCUCUCCUUCAUCUUACUAAAUUCUGUGAAGUGAUUCAGAAAAUCAUGGAUUUCAAUGUCAGAUCUUCAAUUCGUUCCCCGUGAAUUGCUCAUAAAUAAUUUUGCUUGCUUAAAUUUCUCUACUCACCGGCCUUCAAGGAUGUUUUAGUUUCGUCUUCUCGUUGCCGAUUUAAUUGAGAUGACUUGACUACAAUGCUGGUACAACAAUGUUGUUGGUCCCAGUUUAAUAUUCAGAGAAUCAUUGAGAUUACUAGUGAGAAUGAGGCAAAUAAGCUGAUCGUGCCAAAUUAGCUAAAAGAGAGGCGAUUCCAUGCUUUGAAAGAUACAUGGGGAGUCCCUAAAUUCUUGUCAUAAACAACCAAGUCAAGAUAUCUACUAUGUCGAUUGUUGAAGGAAAAAUUCACAGAAGUUAUACCUGGAGUAUUGAGAAAUUCUCGACUUUGAAUGAUGAAUUGUUUUCUCCUGUAUUUCGCUUUGAUGGAUGGUCAUGGAAAUUAAACUUAUUUCCUAGAGGAGAGGCUGAAGAUGGUAAAUGCCUCUCACUAUUUCUGCAUGUAGACAAUAGUUCCGGGCUAACUGAUGAUAACAAACUGUAUGUUGAAUUUAUUCUUUACUUGAAGAAUCAACGCCAAGGAAAAGACGACCAUCACAGUAAGAUAACUUCGUACCUGGUUUUAUGCAAGCUCAAACAAUUGGGGCUACCCAUACUUUCAUGCUUGAUAAAGUUCAUUAUAAUAAGAUAUGGGCAGAACGACUUCUAAGCAUGUAUGUCAAUUGGGCUGAAAAGCAAGGUUACAAAGGUAGAGUAUUGGAGAAGUGUUCCUCGAACAUUGGGGGCAUUAAGUCUGCCACUAUUGAGUUUGAAUUUAAGUAUGCUUAUGGAUUUUUGAUUGGCGAAAGAGGUGUUCACCACAUGAUGAGUUCACUUAAAAAACAAGUUGCCAUGAGAUUGAAGAUGCAAAACUUAUAAAGGAGUUGGCAGAAACAGAUGCUGUAAAUUAUGGACUGAUAAAGCAAGCGUAUAAUGCAUCAGUUGAUAUAAGCACGUUUUUAGAUCAAUAUGAGAUGUCCAGGCUUUUGAAAGGGCCAUAUGUGAAAGGUGUUUAAUGGUUUCUCUCAAGUUUUACUCUUAUAUUAUGUCUACUAUUUGUUGUAGGGAAAUUGUGAUCGACAUUAUGCAUAUCCUAGCUCGAGUCUUGAGAUUUGUGAAGGGUGAAUCUGUGAUCUACACAACUUUUGAUUGCUCUACAAUGAAGGAGAUUGGGCAGCCAAUCCUUUUUUUGCUCAAAUUUAACAGGCCCCGGCUUCCAGUUUUAUUGAGAGGCUGUUAUGGCUCUCAAAAAAUGUUUCAAGGUCUGAACUAGUUACGAUUGCCACGCUAGCUUGGGCCUCUCUUGGCACUGCAGGAAUAUGUCCACCUUUGAGAAGAAUUCAUUUAAUGAUGUUGAGGUUGCCAGGGGGGUUGUGAAUAUGGUGCGUGAAAGUAAUGAGUAUACUGGAAGGGUUGCUAGCUGACCCACCCAAAUCUGCCCACCAGUCAGUUCGUGGAGUUAUGUUGCCCAACUCAGAGAAGGGUCAAGGUAAAUUGUGAUGCCCUUUAGGUGUUUAAACCGGCUUGGGGGCUGUGAUCAGAAAUGAUCAAGGGACUAUUGUUGCUGCUGCAGUGAGGCAGGAGGGUGCAGGGUGGGAUGUAGGGUGUGCGAAAGUUGUUGCCUGUCAAUAUGGUCUGCUUGUGGCGAAGAGGUUGGGAUACUCUGAUGUUCAGCUUGAAAGUGAUGCCUUGAAUGUGGUGAAUGCUGUCCGAAACAAUGCCAAAGGAUUUUCCCUUGUGUUUCUCCUAUAUGAUAAUAUUUGUAGGCUUUUUUCAGUUUUAGUUCGUUUUUAAUUUCUCAUGUAAAGCAAUCGGGUAGUACUUUAGCUCAUAAUGUCGCUAGAUGGGAGACCGUUGUGACGAAUUUGUAUCUUCGGGUCCUUUUCCUCAAAGUUUAUUGACUUUGGCGGAAAUUGUUCUUCUUUAAUAUAUUUUUCCCGUUGCUUGACUUCAAAAAAAAAAUAUGUGACAUUUUUUUUUAAUUAAUUGUAUUGAUGUUUUCUUUAAUAAAUUUAGUAAUUAACUACGUACUA
Messenger RNA from Chenopodium quinoa (quinoa), 2705 nucleotides. RefSeq names its product MATH domain and coiled-coil domain-containing protein At3g58440-like. The record is from RefSeq and is a predicted model, not a curated record. The transcript has 6 exons. The coding region runs from base 959 to 1342 and encodes 127 amino acids. Gene Ontology annotation, molecular function: protein binding. Lineage: Eukaryota; Viridiplantae; Streptophyta; Magnoliopsida; Caryophyllales; Amaranthaceae.